Messenger RNA from Gloeophyllum trabeum ATCC 11539, 636 nucleotides. RefSeq lists its product as uncharacterized. Lineage: Eukaryota; Fungi; Basidiomycota; Agaricomycetes; Gloeophyllales; Gloeophyllaceae. The record is from RefSeq and is a predicted model, not a curated record. The transcript has 3 exons. The annotation marks the transcript as partial.
AUGCCUACCGCAGUCAUCGACGCCGAAGGAACUGAGAUCUUCUUCACAGACAGUGGGCCUGUCGAGGGCUCCAGCGAUUACACCACCUAUGUGAUGUACCAUGGAUCAGCGUUCACUGGUGAUAUGUUCCACAAGCUCCUCCCUUUUGCCGCGAACGCGAAGGACAACGUCCGGCUGGUCAUCCUAAAUCGCCGCGACUACGUCGGUUCAUCGAAGUACUCCGACGCGGAAUUGGAGGAUCUGAACGCUGGCCGCAAGGUAUUUAUGGAGCGUACUGCGGUGGAAGUCGGCAACUUCCUCGCCUGGUUCAUCGAGAAGAACCAGAUUCCUCGCAUCACUUCGGACGGGAAGUCAGGUGGCCUCGCUGUUGGGGGCUGGUCCAUAGGAAGCGCUACCCCGCUCUCCCUCUUUGGACACCCGGAAGCCGUGCCAAAGGAAUUGUAUGCAAAGUUAGAACCUUAUUUUAGGUUGCUGAUAUUCUAUGAUCCCCCUCACCUCACAUUUGGCUAUGAGCAGCCGCCAGAGGGCUACAACCCAUGGACCGACCCGGACUUUCCCACCCCGCUUGAGCUGUUCGACAACUUCCGCUACUGGGUAUCAGGCUACUACGAGCACGCCGGGCUGCCCUCACGCGAC